CCAUCUGUUGCGCGCUGGUGGCGCGUGCCGCACGCGUGAAUCCCAGUGGCAGCUCACUGCACUGUUUGGUUCAGGGGUCAGCAGCAGAGAUGGACCGAAACUCUUCGGUGAUGUUGAAACAAAACUUGUUUAGUCUGAAUUUAAAACUUCUGCAGUGCUACAUUUAAUGUUGCGUUCAUAUAUUUUUAAGGGGUUUUAAAUCGCUUUCAAAUAGCUCCAGGCUUUCACUGACUCGCUGGCCUUUUUCCUCACCGUGCUAUCCAGCAGGGUGAGACAGGCUUGUGUGUUGCACGGCUCGUAUACAGACAAUAUAUUGAUGGACUAUAUUCGCUCUACGCAGACGCACCUCUCUGCUUGCGUUGCAGGUUGUCCACGUCACUCAGUCUCCUCCCCCACUGCUCCAGGUAAACACCGUGUUGUUGAUACUGGAAACAAGCUGCUGAGGGUCCACAAGCAGAUGUAAAUCCAUACAUAGCGUGGCUUGGGUAUCUGGUUUAUUAGUUGUUGGAAUAGAUUAGUGCUGUCACCUCAGAAUCACUCAUCUGGUUCUGUGUUUCUUUUGUUGUGGCGCUUAAGCAAGUCCAGUCCAUACGCAUAAACACAAAUAAGACUAUAUGUGUGUAUUGUGAUGAUUUUCAUGUAACGUUUUGUAGCAGUGCAACGUUCAGUUAUCUCAUCAAACUAAGAUGAUCUUUGGGAGAUUUGGUCGCUCGUUUCUGGGGAAUUUCCCAUGCAGAAAUAAACAGGAUAAUAAGCAAAAAGAGGGUCAAUUUAAUAUCAAAGCCAGGCGAAAAAAGAAGCAAAUCGUUACUGUAGAGAGCUCCAAGAGAGCAGUUGUCUGAUAUACGAAGGAAAAACAGCAGUUAUAUUGUUUGUGCUGAAUGCGUAAUUAGAUCUUUGAUGGACGUUAAAGCUUUAAAUUUUAAACGCAAUAAAGCGCAACAUCAUCACGAAAGUCCGCAUACCAGCGGUAGACGCAGGGGCCCGAUGGGACCAGAUGGUCCAGACAGGAGCUCCGCUCAUGUCCCAAAGGCAUCGCCCCCCUGUUUCAACCCCCGCGACACGAUGGCUUGUGUUCCCUCCCCUGUGACGCGCCGGAGCCACAUAAAUAGGAGGCUCUCCAGCUCUGCAGCACACUUGAGCUCAGCCGCUCCAAGAGCAAGUAUCUGCUCUCAAAAACACAACAACAAGCAAACAACAUGAGUCCCAGCAUCACUACUGAGGCCAACCAGCCUCUCACUGUCAGGUCCACCGUGGCCCAGAGAAAACAAGCCAACGAACUGAGAAAGACUCUUAAACCCUUGCUGGAGAAGAGACGACGUGCUCGUAUCAACGACAGCCUCAGCCAUUUGAAAAGUCUGAUUCUUCCUCUGGUUGGCAAAGACAACGCGCGCUACUCCAAGCUGGAGAAAGCUGACAUUCUGGAAAUGACCGUCCGUUUCCUCAGAGACCUUCCUUCCACUCCUGUCAAAGACUCCGCAGACAGCUACAGAGAAGGCUACAAAGCCUGCCUGCAGCGCGUCUCCGCUCUGCUUCCCAAAACCAGCCUGGAUCAGGACGCGUGUCGGCGUGUGAACGAGUUCGUCCAGCAGUCCGCGUCCGCCACCGUCACCCCAACCUGCCUGAACUGCUGCGCUCAGGGCUCCAGGACUUUCCCUCAGAUCCAACAGAGACUCCAGAGCCUCAAAUCCAGCUUCGGCUCCAGACUGGAGAGCCAGUCCCACAGCGGCAGCGGCGCAGUGGCCCCCAGCAGAGCGCAGCCUGCAGGACCACACGCUGUCAGCGCUGCCAUGUGGAGACCUUGGUAGAUUG
Molecule: messenger RNA, 1812 nt
Organism: Chelmon rostratus (copperband butterflyfish)
Lineage: Eukaryota; Metazoa; Chordata; Actinopteri; Chaetodontiformes; Chaetodontidae
Product: transcription factor HES-2-like
Exons: 3
Coding region: 1200-1808 (202 amino acids)
Biological process (GO): regulation of transcription by RNA polymerase II; regulation of neurogenesis; anterior/posterior pattern specification
Cellular component (GO): nucleus
Molecular function (GO): DNA-binding transcription factor activity, RNA polymerase II-specific; protein dimerization activity; RNA polymerase II cis-regulatory region sequence-specific DNA binding
Source: RefSeq, a predicted model, not a curated record